AUGCUGAGCUCCCGGGCCCGGGAGGCGGUGAGCGCGGCUGACAGGGCCAUCCAGCGCUUCCUGCGGACCGGGGCGGCCGUCAGGUAUAAAGUCAUGAAGAACUGGGGUGUCAUAGGUGGACUGGCCGCUGCUCUUGCAGCAGGAAUAUAUGUGAUUUGGGGUCCCAUCACAGAAAGAAAGAAGCGCAGGAAAGGGCUCGUGCCUGGCCUCGUCAACUUGGGGAACACCUGCUUCAUGAACUCCCUGCUGCAGGGUUUGUCCGCCUGCCCCGCCUUCAUCAGGUGGCUGGAAGAGUUCACCACGCAGUACACCGGGGAUCAGAAGGAGCCCCUCCCACACCAGUAUUUAUCCCUGACACUGCUGCACCUCCUGAAAGCUCUCUCCUGCCAAGAAGUGACAGAGGACGAGGUCUUGGAUGCAAGCUGCCUGCUGGACGUCUUAAGGAUGUACCGAUGGCAGAUCUCUUCCUUCGAAGAGCAGGAUGCUCACGAGCUAUUCCACGUCAUCACCUCGUCGUUGGAAGAUGAGCGGGACCGCCAGCCCCGGGUCACGCAUUUGUUCGAUGUGCAUUCCCUGGAGCAGCAGCCGGAAGUCACUCCCACACAGAUAACCUGCCGCACAAGAGGGGCACCUCAUCCCACAUCCAAUCAUUGGAAAUCUCAGCAUCCUUUUCAUGGGAGACUUACUAGUAACAUGGUCUGCAAACACUGUGAACACCAGAGUCCUGUUCGAUUCGAUACCUUUGAUAGCCUUUCACUAAGUAUUCCAGCUGGCACCUGGGGUCAUCCCCUGACCCUGGACCACUGCCUUCACCACUUCAUCUCGUCAGAAUCAGUGCGGGAUGUUGUAUGUGACAACUGCACAAAGAUUGAAGCCAAAGGGACGUUGAACGGGGAGAAGGUGGAGCACCAGAGGACCACUUUCGUUAAGCAGUUAAAACUGGGGAAGCUCCCUCAGUGUCUGUGCAUUCACCUGCAGCGGCUGAGCUGGUCCAGCCACGGCACGCCCCUGAAGCGGCACGAGCACGUGCAGUUCAACGAGUUCCUGAUGAUGGACAUCUACAAGUACCGCCUCCUCGGACAUAAACCCGGCCAGCACAGUCCCAAACCCAAGGAGAAGGCGGGCCCUGCGCUGGAACUGCAGGACGGGCCGGCCGCCCCCAAAGCAGGUCUGAAUCAGCCAGGAGGCCCCAAAACCCAAAUUUUUAUGAAUGGUGCCUGCUCCCCGUCUUUGUUGCCCACCCUGCCAGCCCCAAUGCCCUUCCCCCUCCCGGUGGUUCCGGACUACAGCUCCUCCACGUACCUCUUCCGGCUGAUGGCAGUCGUCGUCCACCACGGAGACAUGCACUCGGGACACUUCGUGACUUACCGGCGGUCCCCCCCUUCGGCCAAGAACCCCCUCUCCACCAGCAACCAGUGGCUGUGGGUCUCCGACGACACUGUCCGCAAGGCCAGCCUGCAGGAGGUCCUGUCCUCCAGCGCCUACCUGCUGUUCUACGAGCGCGUGCUCUCCAAGAUGCACCAGAGUCGGGAGUACAAGUCCGAGGAGUGA
Molecule: messenger RNA, 1551 nt
Organism: Pipistrellus nathusii (Nathusius's pipistrelle)
Lineage: Eukaryota; Metazoa; Chordata; Mammalia; Chiroptera; Vespertilionidae
Source: the annotation of a GenBank genome assembly